AUGGGUAAUGUGAUGGAGGGAAAGUCAGUAGAGGAGCUGAGUAGCACGGAGUGCCACCAGUGGUACAAGAAGUUCAUGACGGAGUGUCCCUCUGGCCAGCUCACGCUCUAUGAGUUCCGCCAGUUCUUUGGCCUCAAGAACCUGAACCCAUGGGCCAGCCAGUACGUGGAACAGAUGUUUGAGACUUUUGACUUCAACAAAGAUGGCUAUAUUGACUUCAUGGAAUACGUGGCGGCGCUCAGCCUGGUGCUCAAGGGGAAGGUGGAACAGAAGUUGCGCUGGUACUUCAAGCUCUACGACGUGGAUGGCAAUGGUUGCAUAGACCGCGACGAGCUGCUCACCAUUAUCCGGGCCAUCCGAGCCAUCAACCCCUGCAAUGACUCCACCAUGACGGCAGAGGAGUUCACCGACACCGUGUUCACCAGGAUUGACAUCAAUGGCGAUGGGGAGCUCAGCCUGGAAGAGUUCAUGGAGGGUGUCCAGAAGGACCAGAUGCUCCUGGAUACGCUGACACGCAGCCUGGACCUCACCCGCAUCGUGCGCAGGCUCCAGAGUGGGGAGCAGGACCAGGAGGGGGCCGGUGGAGGGACAGGGGAGACCGCAGGGUGAGCACUGCGCCCAGCUGCUU
Molecule: messenger RNA, 628 nt
Organism: Erinaceus europaeus (western European hedgehog)
Lineage: Eukaryota; Metazoa; Chordata; Mammalia; Eulipotyphla; Erinaceidae
Gene: GUCA1A
Product: guanylate cyclase activator 1A
Exons: 4
Coding region: 1-609 (202 amino acids)
Biological process (GO): visual perception; positive regulation of guanylate cyclase activity
Cellular component (GO): cone photoreceptor outer segment; photoreceptor inner segment
Molecular function (GO): calcium sensitive guanylate cyclase activator activity; calcium ion binding
Source: RefSeq, a predicted model, not a curated record